Messenger RNA from Parastagonospora nodorum SN15, 676 nucleotides. RefSeq lists its product as hypothetical. Lineage: Eukaryota; Fungi; Ascomycota; Dothideomycetes; Pleosporales; Phaeosphaeriaceae. The coding region runs from base 149 to 523 and encodes 124 amino acids. The transcript is spliced from 2 exons. The record is from RefSeq and is a predicted model, not a curated record.
UCCCAAGCCAGUCUUCCGAUUCAAACUUCCAGAUCUACAUUUGUCUAUUCUUUCCCGCUGUGCGGUUUACUUUCACUCAAACACUCCCAACUACAUCCAAUCUCUAAUAACCACCACUAUACAACAAACCCCACACACCUCAGACAAAAUGCAGUUCUCCAUCACCGCCGUUCUCUUUGGCCUCGUUGCCAUCUCUUCCGCCGCCAUCGCUGAUGUCGAGGGUGUCUACAACGUCGCCCGUGCCGACCUCGAGACCCGCCAGGCCGCCAACGGCGCCUGCUGUAUCCCCAACCAGUCUCUCAAGCAGGAUGCUUGCACCGUCAACGGCGCCGCUGGAAAGUGCGUGCCCGGAGGUCCCGCUGCCUGCAACGGCGCCCUGAACUGCGUCGCCAACAACCAGCUCGUCUGCGACAACAACGUGCCCGAGCGAUCCGGCGUCUUGUGCCGCUUCCAGGCUGCCAACGGCCAGAUCCAGGACGGUGCUAAGCAGAUUACCAACUUGGCACAGGCCAAGGUCAACUAGAGAGAACGGAGUGUGAUGGCAUUUGGAGGGCUGGUCUUGAAGAAUCGAAAUCAAGCUCGACGCAAUAUUUUGAAGCUUUCAUUGUACAUAUAGGUCCUGGCACAGCGGGAACCUUAGAUAGCUUAGAAAAGAAAAUAUCUUUUUGCUCGACAA